AUGGCGACCGCGAACGAGGAAGAAGUUCUAGAAGGUUUCCUCUGUCCAAUUUGUAAGGCUGAUUUAAAAUCGGCGAGCCAACUUACGAGUCAUUUUGAAAGCCUUCAUCAAGAAGAGCAGGAUGUUCUGAAAUCUCUAAAGGAUAUAUUCGGUAAAGCCAAGAAAAUUAUACUCAACACAGACGAUUCGGACUUAAAAGAAACAUUCGAUCGUGCCCUAAAGUUAAAUACUCGAGAAUACUAUUAUCCCCUCGAGGAGCAGACAGUAGGUGUAUCUAGAAGUUCCACUGAUUAUUUCAAGGCUGUACGUUCAUCAAGAUUGGAGAGAUAUGCUAUUGAGACUAAUAAACUAUUAAUAAGACUGGAUAAAUUAGUGUGUAACAUGCCCAGCGACCCCAACCAUAGAAAACAAUAUGAACAGGAAAUCGUACCAUGGUUAGAUGGUUCGUCAGUAAAGCUCUGCCCCAACUGCGCUAAAGCAUUUAACUUGACAAGAAGGAAACAUCACUGUAGAUUGUGUGGCUCAAUUCUCUGUCAUGACUGCUCUGUAUUUCUAGACUUAAACAUAGCCAAAUCAAUAGUUGAUCCGUCCAGACCCCAAACAUCUCAAGCUGAGGAAGUUAAUGAGAAAAAUGGCAUGCGUCUAUGUGAACACUGUUACAAUCUAAUAGAGUUGCGGAAACAAGUACAGGAGAAUAGAAAUGCUAAGACUAUUCUAGUGACGGCCUAUGAUCAAAUGAGAAGCUUAAUGGACCAAGCAAAGCCUGCUGUGGCCAUGUAUGAAAAGAUGUGCCAAAGCCUGUUCGAUGGAGAAACAACGUAUAAUCUCUCAGAUAUAAACGCGAUCCGUGGCCGCAUCGGCAAACUUGCGGAAGGUAUUGAUCUACUCAGUAAACAGAUUGUCGCUUUCCCUGCAGAACCGGGUACUAGACAAGCAAAACUACAGAAUUCGAUUAGACAAGCAGCUUCACAUUAUAUUAAGGAAGAACUUUUGUCACUGCGAAAGUUACCAACAGAGGCACAGAUAGAAGAAGUAAGAAGACAGCGAUACGAACGUGCCCAGAGACAAAUACAAAGAGAGAGAAUGAGAAAUGAGAGGGAGAGACGGGACGAGGGAGCGGAGCCUAGCGGCUCUUGGGUGGAUAAUACCUCCCAAGACGAUGACAACCCGCUACUGGAACAGAUGAACAUAAUAAGAGGUUAUAUUAAAGAGGCAAGGAAAGAACUGAGAUUUGAGGAGGUGGAAAUAUUAGAAACAAACUUGAAGGAGUUAAAGAAAGAAUAUCACUUGCAAAAGCUAUCAAACAAGUCCUAGUCAUUUCCAUUACAUGAUUAUAUAGUUUAAUUUAUUUUAUAAUAUAUUAUAAGCACAUUUUGUAUUUAAAUUAUUAAUGAUUAUUAUUUUUAAGUCUUAUUAUCUCUUGUAGAUGCAAGAAUAAAUUUGAAGUUACAAA
This is a messenger RNA of Melitaea cinxia (Glanville fritillary), 1453 nucleotides long. It is a transcript of the gene Rbsn-5, whose product is annotated as rabenosyn-5. Bases 1 to 1314 code for a protein of 437 amino acids. Gene Ontology annotation, molecular function: metal ion binding. The transcript is spliced from 6 exons. Lineage: Eukaryota; Metazoa; Arthropoda; Insecta; Lepidoptera; Nymphalidae. The record is from RefSeq and is a predicted model, not a curated record.